CACAUCGCCUUCAUCUUGCGCCCUCUCACAACACUCCUACUGCCAUCCUCCAUCUCCGCCUCCACAUCACGCCCCACAAUGUUCCAGAGAACCCUCCUCCGCGCUUCGAGACAGGCUGCCGUCCGCCCUGCCGCCUUUGCGCCCAUCAGACAGCAAGUCGCAAGCACACGAGCCGCCGCGCCCGCCAUCAGAUGGUACUCGGACGCGCCCGCGGCAAAGGAGGCCGAGGCGGCUGAGAAGAAGGAGGAUGCGCCCAAGGAUGAGUCGGCGCAAUUGAAGGAGCAGGUCGAGAAGAAGGACAAGGAGAUCGUCGAGCGGCAGGACAAGUACCUCCGCUCAGUCGCCGACUUUCGCAACCUCCAGGAGCGCACAGCGCGCGAGACCAAGGCUGCCAAGGACUUCGCCAUCCAGCGCUUCGCCCGCGACCUCGUCGAGUCGGUUGACAACCUCGACCGCGCCCUCUCCACCGUUGCGCCCGAGAAGCUCCAGGGCGACAACCAGGAUCUGUCGUCCCUGCACGAGGGCGUCAAGAUGACCGAUGGCAUCCUGAUCAACACACUGAAGAAGCACGGCCUCGAGCGCUUCGACCCCUCCGCAACCAGCGAGAAAUUCGACCCCAACGUUCACGAGGCUGUCUUCAUGGCACCGCAGCCAGGCAAAGAGGAUGGCACCGUCUUCUUCACCCAGCAGAAGGGCUUCUACCUGAACGGACGUGUGCUGAGGCCUGCCAAGGUUGGCGUCGUCAAGAACGCCUAAGCGCUGUAUUCUCCGCAUUGAAAUCUCUUUUUUUUUUCCAGCUCCCACGUUUGGGGGGCGCCUGUGGACUCGCAUCUGUAUGAGUAUUUGUCUGGCUCGGUACGGCUACACCUGGGUGGUUCUAUUUGGGCAUGGUACAUUGGGCACGGCGUUGUUGUGUACACCCUAUAGCACGACUUGUGCGUUUCUCCGCAGCAUGUCUCUGUAUAUUCCCCUCUCACGCAUCUCAAAAAGGCUCGGCGGCUGUGAGGAGCUGCUCUUGUACAUUGUAAUAUUAGUCACGACGGAAGGAGGAUUGCUACAAUAAAUGGACCAACACCAUCACGAAUGCGAAUGUUGAAUACACA
Molecule: messenger RNA, 1103 nt
Organism: Macroventuria anomochaeta
Lineage: Eukaryota; Fungi; Ascomycota; Dothideomycetes; Pleosporales; Didymellaceae
Product: mitochondrial co-chaperone-like protein GrpE
Exons: 2
Coding region: 79-756 (225 amino acids)
Biological process (GO): protein import into mitochondrial matrix; protein folding
Cellular component (GO): PAM complex, Tim23 associated import motor
Molecular function (GO): protein-folding chaperone binding; adenyl-nucleotide exchange factor activity; protein homodimerization activity
Source: RefSeq, a predicted model, not a curated record